AUGGAAUCAAAAGCGUACUCGCGGUAUAAACUUUUUAGUCAGGUAAGCAGUAAGAGUGAUAGCUAUGAGAUAUGCGAUGAUAAAAAUGAUAACCAUAAAAAACCUUAUAAAAUGAACUUGGACACCCUUCAACUUUGUCGUAAUAUAGAAGACAUAUUAUCAAGUUUUAGUAUUUUAUGUCCAUCGUAUGAAGCUUCUGAUAACAAAUGUUGUGAAUACUUGUUAUAUUGGUUAUAUGGACAAGUAAGUAAUGAGAAAUACGAUUCCUUUAAUAUUCAUUGGCUUUACUAUAAAUUUCAUAAAUUACUGGAAAAGAAGAAUUUGCAUCGUCGUAAAAGGAUCAAAUGUAGUGCAAAUUUUUUGAGAAUACAAAAUAAUAAAUUAUUAAAAAAUAAAAAAGCGCUUUAUGAUUUUUUAGAUCAUUAUGAUAUUAUAAAAGAGGAACUGCAGGCUAACGAUACUAUAAUGGCUAAUAAGAUUCCUUAUUGCAAAUACAUAGGUUAUAUUUUUCAUUUAUUUGAAAAUAUGCUAAUGGAUCAUAAUUCACAAUCAAUUCAGGCAUAUAGACAUGAAAUGAAGAACUUUAAGCAUAAAAUUAUUGAUAAGGAGUUAGAUUUUAUUAAAACUUCAUGUGACACUGAUUCGCAAAUAUCCAUGUUCAGCAUAGAUACAAAAACAUUACACACCUUAAUUAAUGAGCAAUUAAAAAAUUUCAAAAUAACAGAUGUAUCAUUUAGGAAUAAAAAUUUAGUAAAUGUAAGAGAAACUAAUGGACAAACGAGUAUAUUGUCAUUCAUUAUUAAAAAAUAUAUUUUUUUAUCCAUUUAUCUAAAUGCUUUAUAUGACAUUUUUUGGAACAUAGAUUCUUAUCAAAAAUAUGAGACUUAUGCUCGAGGAGAAUCGAAUGCUUAUUCUACACCUUCAGAGUAUUAUUGUAAUCAUGAAGAAGAAUACACUGUAGAAGGUUACGAUAAGAUUAAAGAUCUCUGUAAAUUGUUCAUAUCAUAUUUGUCUUUUGAUAAUGUUCAAAAUGAUCCUAGUGGAAAUAGACGUUUAGGAUAUUUGAAUUACUGGUUAAACAAAGAAUUAAAAAAAAAUAAUUAUAUGAGUGCUACUGAUUUUAUGGAUGUCCUUAAUGCACUCUUGGACAAUAAAUUCCCGGCCAUUGCCAAUUACAAUAAAUUUAAAUAUAUAGUAUAUAAUAUUGAUGACGAAGUUAUUAAAGAAAUGGAUCUGUUGCAUCAUUUGCACGAUUAUUAUAAUAAGAUUAUUACAGAAUCACAUGACAAAGACAAAUGCACCGAAUACUUCAAAAAGUUCAUUGAUCUUUUUGAAGAAGGCAUUCACAAAUAUCAUGUAACGAAAAAUAAUAAUUUCUAUAUAGAACUAUUGAGACUAUGGUCCAGAUAUAAUGCUGAAACAGAUAGUCCGGAAUUUUGUAAAAGUAAUAUUUUGCCCGCAUUUCCCAAAAUAGAAACAUUGCAUCAAAAAGUAAAGGCAGCAUCUCUAUCGAAAACUGUAGAAUCGUGUAAGACUUUUACAGAUGAAAGUGUAGAUAAUCCACAACCUUGGAAUAAAGAAUAUGUAAAAAAUUACUUUUUUCUAAAAUAUAUUUUGUAUUGGCUUAUCUGAAUGACUUACUGGGUAUAUGAGAAAAUAAUAAAUAUAUUUAAGAGUCAUACUAACUAUGUCUAUGACAAAUCCGUUAUUCAAGAGCUAAACAAAACAGUUCUCAUGGCUAAUAGUGAAUUACCUGACAAAGAUAAGUGUCUAUUUUCUUUUACCGGCAAUCUCUUGGAAUGGAAAGAAGAAAAGCUUUUACAUGAUUAUUUUAAAAAUUACGAUAAAAUAAGGAAAUGCAAUACAUACAGCGGCGGGAAUAAUUGUAACUCUUAUUGUGGAUAUCUUAAACACAUCAGUAAAUUGUAUUACAGCUAUAUCAACAAGUGCUGCUCUUGUUAUAGUUAUCCGAAACGCGCUUGUUCUGAGUUAUGUCCAAAAUAUUUUAAGUGCGAUAUAAGUUAUUUUCCAAAUAAUCUCCUAUAUAAGAUUGGAUGCCAAGUAGAAGUAGAAGAAGAGAAAGAAAAAGAAGAAAAAGAAGGAAAAGGAAAAGAAAAAUCUAACGAAACCGCAGAAGAGGUAUUCAAAAACAUAACAGUUGAUCAUGAUGUUAUCAGGAGGAGCCAUAUCGCAAAGUCAUGUAAAGGUUUAAUAUGCGACUCUAACCACAUUCUUAACUCUAAAAUGGAACAAAUUUGUGUAACUAUGUAUAAAACCUACUACUUAAUAAUUCUAUUUCUCAUCUAA
This is a messenger RNA of Plasmodium cynomolgi strain B, 2307 nucleotides long. RefSeq lists its product as hypothetical. The transcript is spliced from 4 exons. The record is from RefSeq and is a predicted model, not a curated record. NCBI's taxonomy places the organism in Eukaryota, Apicomplexa, Aconoidasida, Haemosporida, Plasmodiidae. Bases 1 to 1632 code for a protein of 543 amino acids.